ACAAUGGUUAAGAAAUGAGCCGGGCAAUGCAUAGACAGCUAUGAAUAAUAAUAAUAACAACAACGUGUUUUUGUUAUUGCCUUUGCUCAAUGAAAACAACAGUCCCAAUAUCAAGUGCAAAAGAGAAUAACAACAACUAUAAAGGGCAAGGAAAUUACUUAAUUGGCCAGUAUUUUGUUAGUAAAAGGUCUUGAAAAUUAAUUUCACACAGAAUGUUUGGGUGCAAUCCUUUGGACUAUGAUUUGAAAGUGGAAUUAUCACGAUGCUUUAAUGGUAUUGGAACUGUUUACUUAGCGCAAUAUUUACCCAAUGGACAACAUAUCGCAGUAAAAAAAUAUCGUAUGGAUAAGGCAAGCAAAGAGGAGAGCAUCUUAGCGCGUGAUGAACUGCUUAUCAUGCGUCAGUUCAAUCAUCCCAACAUACAUACAUUCCAUACAUCGUUUGUAUAUGGGAAUGAGCUCUUUCAGAUAGCACCGUUGAUGUGCUUUGGUAGCUGCAAGGACACCAUUGCUAACUGUUUUCGGGCGGGUUUCCCUGAAAUUUUUGUUGCUUUGAUAAUGCGUGAUGUACUCUCCGGCCUGGAGUACCUACAUCGUCGUGGUUAUAUACAUCGCUCCAUUCGUGCCAGCCAUAUACUACUCAAUCAAACUAAAGCAAUAUUAUCUGGUUUCCGUGAAUGUACCAGCAUUGUAGGCCAUGGUGAACGCAUUGCAGCUUUGCAUCACUUAGCACCUUGCAGUGCACGUAGUUUAAACUGGUUAGCACCAGAAGUGCUGGAGCAAAACAUAAUUGGCUACUCAGAGAAAUCGGAUAUUUACUCAAUUGGUAUAACAUGCUGUGAACUAGCGAACGGCGUGGAACCCUUUGCUGAUGCACAGCCAACCUUUAUGUUUACUGAAAAAGUACGUGGCAAUGUGCCAACAUUAUUAGAUCGUUCUACAUGUCCCGCCAGCGAAGAAAUGAUAGAAAUUGUCGCAAGUACUGACUCAGACUCGAUUAGGCAGGCACAGCAAAUCUACAGUCAACGUGUAUUCUCUGAUGAGUUCCAUCAAUUUACAGAAAUUUGUAUGGAGAAAAAACCCUCAAGUCGUUGGUCAACAUUACAGCUCCUUAGUCAUUCCUUUUUCAAACAAUGUCGACACACAAGUAUACUAGAUCAAUUGCAACGUUUCGGUUUAGAGACAAAGGACUAUUCACAGAUAAGAGACCAAAGUUUGACACUAUGCACCGACUUGAGUGAGAUGAAUGUGCACAGCAAUGAUUGGGACUGGGAUUUUUAAACUCAUUGUCAAGUCAUACCAACACACAAGUUUAUAUAUGUACAUAAAAAAAAAUAUAUAUAUACGAUUUUAUACAUACAAUUAUAUAGAUAUAGCUUUAGUGUGUAUUUCUUAAUUCCAUGUUAAAUUUAAAAUUCAAGUGUUUGUACUUACGCAAUGCCUCCAAGAGAGAAUUUGAAAGACUACCACAUCAAACAGUUUGUAAAUUCAUCACAAGAGAUUUAUACAAAAGAAUUUUCAUUUUGAAAAAUUAGCUCUAGUUAAUUGUCUAACAAUGUGGAUUUAGUAUGGUAACGGUGAUCACACGACUGUCGGGUCUACGUUAUCGCAACGGAGUCGACCAAGAACUGCCAACUUAGCAGCAAUCUUUAAAUCAUUUCAAGAAUGUGUUUUCCCGCUACAACAACAACAGCAACAUAAAACAAAUUUGAAUAACGAACUUGCAGUAAUCGUUAGAAGUAUAGUAGUUCCCACACACAAUUAUCUUUAAAUAAAUAAAACAUAAAAAAUUGUAUUUAAAAUGUUUCUUUUAUUUAAAUUAAAUAUUAUGCACUUUUAAUUCUUAAUUGCUUAUUCAAUAUUAAUAUUAAUGUUUAACAAUUUUUUUAUUAUUAAUACAAUUGUUGAUUGUGUAAAACAAAAUCAUACAACUAGAGAAGCAGAUUGUGGAUUUAAUUUUGAAAAUUGCACUAUUUGCAUCACUUGCUUUUGUUCUAUUUACAAAUUCCAAAUCCUAUUAUGGAAUAUUUCAUUUCAUCUUUUCGCUUAAGACAUGUCUGCAGCUCAAAUAAUGUAUGUAUAUACUUAUAUUUAAUAAAAUUGUAAAUUAAUGCAUUUAAUUUUAUGAAAAAAUUCAAUUCAAACAUUUCUCUUGGUUGAUGUAUUAUAAAGAUUAUAAAAGCGAAGUAAUUACCAAUGUUUAUUAAAAAAACCAUACCGUUAUACUCGUAAUGGCGUAAAUUUUGGAAAAUAGAUAACUUAAACUUAAGCUAUUCAGAUAGAAAAGAAUUUAAUUUUUAAGUGACAACAAUGAAAGCAAAGAUUAUAAUCUAAGGCCAACGAUUUUGAGAAAUAGUGGUAGUGCAGAGCGGCGUCAUUUUAUAAACUAAAACUUGAAAUGUAUGUCUAUAAACCUAACAAUUUAAUUUAUAAAAACAAAAUUAUUAUAUUGUGUUCACACGCCCAGCCAAAUAGACAGUUAUACAAUUUUUAAUUCAAAUACAAUUUCUGGAUAGUGUUUUAUUUCAAUUUAGAAAAAAAAAUCCGUUAAUUUAAUCGGCUUUCAAUUUAAAGAAAAUAAAACGCCAAUUGGCUUUUAACGCUAACUAAAUAAUAUUUGCGAAAAUCAUACCAAUUAACUUUUGUUUAACAUUUCGUUUAUUGAUUUCAUUUGAGGUGAUUUUUAUAUAUAUAUUUCUUUUUAUAUUGCAAAGGUUCUCAUAUAUAGAAAAUAUAAUAUAAUUAAAAUUAUAUGUGUGUAUAGAGUAAAAUUUAAUCAUAGAAUAAAUGUAGAUAACUGACUGAUUUCAUAACGUUCGAUAAUUGAUAUCGAAUAAAUCGAUACUUUAGCUUAAUUUACACUUAAUAUUUUACAUGCUAUAACAUAAUUUUCUUUGCAAUGUUUAAGCUUUUACAUAUUUUUUAAAGAAACACAAAAUGUUGUAAUUUAAAUGAAAAUUCGUAGCAAUAAUAACUGUAAACAAAACUUAAUACGUUCUUUUCUUAAACUUUUUCAAAUUAUAACUAAAAAAUUAACACUAGCAGGGAUUCCAGCGACUAUAGGUGUAAGUGUAUAUUGCAAAUAUAUAUAUAAUUGUAUAAAUGUGACCAAAUUGAUAAUAAAAAUAUAAAUCAAUGAA
Messenger RNA from Bactrocera oleae (olive fruit fly), 3139 nucleotides. It is a transcript of the gene Stlk, whose product is annotated as Ste20-like kinase. The record is from RefSeq and is a predicted model, not a curated record. Gene Ontology annotation, molecular function: protein kinase activity; ATP binding; protein serine/threonine kinase activator activity. NCBI's taxonomy places the organism in Eukaryota, Metazoa, Arthropoda, Insecta, Diptera, Tephritidae. Gene Ontology annotation, cellular component: serine/threonine protein kinase complex. Gene Ontology annotation, biological process: protein export from nucleus; protein phosphorylation; activation of protein kinase activity.